Molecule: messenger RNA, 1229 nt
Organism: Oncorhynchus keta (chum salmon)
Lineage: Eukaryota; Metazoa; Chordata; Actinopteri; Salmoniformes; Salmonidae
Product: zinc finger protein 664-like
Exons: 2
Coding region: 267-1229 (320 amino acids)
Biological process (GO): regulation of transcription by RNA polymerase II
Molecular function (GO): RNA polymerase II cis-regulatory region sequence-specific DNA binding; DNA-binding transcription factor activity, RNA polymerase II-specific
Source: RefSeq, a predicted model, not a curated record
GUGGCGUAUAAUCUAGUGAACGGGUCGCUCCUUCAAUAACAACAGCUUUUCAGACACCUCGGAAGCUUUCUAGCAAACAGCAACAACAUUCACGUUAUUUACACUGUUUUGGUGUAUAUUAGUCGAUGUGUAUUAAACACACUUCUGUUGUAUGUACUUGUUGGCCCAUUUAAUUAUAUAUUUACGUUGUUUGUCAGCUAGCUGGUUUGUUAAGUUAGCUUAGAUCUAGGCUACUCUCUAACGCUAGAUAGCUAACAUCUCCGACCAUGAGUUCACUAAGCUACUCUCCUCCUGCUAAAGAGGAGGUCGUCUGCUGGACUGAGAAAGAAGCUCUCGUGAAAGAGGAGGAGGAAGAGAAAGAUGUCACACUACAAAAACAAGUAGAGGGUGAGGCUGUUACCGUGAAAGAAGAAGAGAAAGACGUUUCAGUGAAAGAAGAGGAAGACGAGUUCAGAGUGAAAGAGGAGGAUGUUACAGUAAAAGAAGAGGAGGAAGAUAAAGAGGAGGAUUCAGUUUUUGGAGUGAAAGGGGAGGAGGGGGAGAUGACUGUCACAUUGGAUGAGGAAGAGGAGGUUGGAGAUCUGUUUAACACCAGAGAGACACGGGACUAUCGUGGAUCCUCUUGGGAGGCUCAACAACAUCAUGAUUCUGACGAGGCAGAGAAGAGUCUCUUCAGAUCAGAACUCCUCAAGAAACACCAGCAGAGACCCACAGAGAAGAAAUCUCAUUGCUGCUCUGACUGUGGGAAAAUAUUAAACUCUUCACCAGACCUUAAAAUACAUCAAAGAAUUCACACUGGAGAGAAACCUUACGUCUGUGAUCAAUGUGGGAAGAGUUUUUCUCAGCUAAAAACCCUGAAAUCACACCAGAGAAUACACACUGGAGAGAAACCUUUUGGCUGUGAUCAAUGUGAGAAGAGUUUUAUUUGGCUGCAAACCCUGAAAACACACCAGAGAAUACACACUGGAGAGAAACCUUACGGCUGUGAUCAAUGUGAGAAGAGUUUUACUCAGCUAAACAACCUGAUAGUACACCAGAGAACACACACAGGAGAGAAACCUUAUAGCUGUGAUCAAUGUCGGAAGAGUUUUACUCAGCUAAACAGCCUUAUAGUUCACCAAAGAACACACACAGGAGAGAAUCCGCGCUGUGAUCAAUGUGGGAAGAGAUACUCUGAUAAAAGAUCUCUGAUUAAACAUCAGAAAAUACAUGAAGUAGUUGUUUCGUGA